GAGUUCCCACCUCACUUUGUCUUUGGUGCAUCAACCUCAGCUUAUCAGGUUGAGGGUGCGGCAAAUGAGGAUGGGAGGAAGCCAAGCAUAUGGGAUACGUUUGCCCAUGCUGGAAAUGGUAUUAUCCUCUGCUCAAAUAUUGCAUGCGAUCAAUAUCACAAAUAUAAGGAAGAUGUGCAACUUAUGGCCAACAUGGGCUUAGAUGCCUAUAGAUUUUCCAUAUCAUGGUCAAGGCUUAUUCCAGAUGGAACAGGACCAGUGAAUCCCAAGGGAUUACAACAUUACAACCACCUUAUCAAUGAAUUGACAAGACAUGGAAUCCAACCACAUGUUACAUUACACCAUUUUGACCUACCACAAACACUUGAGGAUGAAUAUGGAGGAUGGGUUAGUAAAAGAAUUGUGAAAGACUUCACCACAUAUGCAAAUGUGUGCUUCCGAGAAUUUGGUGACAGAGUUAAGUAUUGGAUCACAGUGAAUGAGGCCAAUGUGCAUGCAAUGGCAGGCUAUGAUUUGGGAACCUUACCUCCUCAGCGGUGUUCUCUUUCCGCUAAAGUUAACUGCUCCAGGGGAAAUUCCUCAACAGAGCCAUAUUUGGCAGCCCAUCAUAUGUUGUUAGCACAUGCAUCAGCUGUUAGAUUGUACAGGAAGAAAUACCUGGAAAUGCAGCAUGGCCUUAUUGGGUUUAAUCUACUUACGUAUGGUCUUCUUCCUCGAACAAAUACUAGUGAAGACAUAAGGGCCACUCAAAGGGUUCUAGACUUCAGUAUCGGAUGGUUUCUUAAUCCCUUCACUUUUGGAGAUUACCCUGAUAUAAUGAAAAAGAAUGCUGGCUCGAGGCUUCCUUCUUUCACCCAAAAGGAAUCAAAUGUAGUGAAGGGCUCCAUUGACUUCUUAGGAAUAAACUUUUACGUAACAUAUUUUGUUAAGAACAGUCCUGGCAGCCUGCAGAUAGAGGAUAGACAUUACACCGCAGAUAUGGCAGUGGAAUUUGAAAGCCUCCCUCAAAAUGAUACAUCUACAUAUGAGUUCCCAAUUACAACCUGGAGCUUGCUAAGGGUGCUUGACUCAUUGAAGAAUGCUUAUGGAAAUGUUCCAAUCUACAUACAUGAAAAUGGGCAACAAACAUCUCGAAAUUCAUCAUUGGAUGACUGGCCAAGAGUGAAGUACUUGCAUGAAUAUAUUGGUAGCAUGCUUGAUGCACUGAGGAGUGGAGCAAAUGUAAAAGGUUAUUUUGUAUGGUCCUUCUUGGAUUUAUUUGAGUUACUGACUGGAUAUGAAUCAAGUUUUGGCCUAUAUUACAUAGAUACGAAUGAUCCAAGCUUAAGGAGGCAACCUAAGCUUUCUGCUGAAUGGUACUCAAAUUUUCUGAAGGGGAGGUCUAUGGACCCGAAGUUCACCUCAGAAAUUGAGAAGAAUGCACCUGUGCUAUCACAUUCUCCCUUGCUGCAUAAGGCUGCAUGAAGUUACGAAUUAAUUAAAGGACAUGGUUUAUGAUAUCAUAUUAUUAAACUUGACUAGAUUUUUAGUAGCAUGAUGUGAAGUACAUGUCAUACUAUAUUAUGAUGAUUGAAGCAUUUGUCUUG
Molecule: messenger RNA, 1586 nt
Organism: Abrus precatorius (Indian licorice)
Lineage: Eukaryota; Viridiplantae; Streptophyta; Magnoliopsida; Fabales; Fabaceae
Product: beta-glucosidase 11-like
Exons: 13
Coding region: 184-1464 (426 amino acids)
Biological process (GO): carbohydrate metabolic process
Molecular function (GO): beta-glucosidase activity
Source: RefSeq, a predicted model, not a curated record